AUGCCGGGUCGACGGGAAGGAAUUGGAGCCCAUGGAUUCUGCAACAACUGCAAGGAGUACAUGUGUCCAUCAUGCAUCAAAGUCCAUGGAAAACUUACGGCCACGAAACAUCACAAUGUUCUAGGAAAACAGAAAAUGCUCACUCAUUAUCCGUCAAGAAGAAAGGCUGCAGACGUCUUAGGAUUGGAGCUUUGCAAAGACCAUCCAAAGGAAGCAAAAAAGUUCUUCUGCCCAGAACAUGAACAGUUAGGUUGCUGGGAUUGCUUAAUCCUACAUCACAGGGCCUGCAAGGUUGAUUAUAUACCGGAAGUCGCGCCUUCUUUUAUAGCGAGCAGCGAAUACAAGGAUAUCGUUGACAAUAUGGCAAAGCUUGAGGCGGGUUUUAAACAUUGUGAGAGACUACUUAAAUUCGAUGAACAGGCGGUGUUUCACAAGAUUACCGUUCAGUUGAAGAAAUUAGAAGAGUUUAGAAUCGAAAUCAAUGAAUAUCUUGACAAACGAGAAAAAGCUGUCAUCAAAUCCAUGGAAGAUAUAACGAAAAAAGACACAUACCUUAUACGGAGUUUGCAGGAAGAUACAACGGCUGCGAAAUCAACACUAGCUGGGACGAAUGAUAUACUCAAAUCUGAAAACAAGAACGCUAACCACAUCUAUGUAGCAGCCAGACAUAUUCAGAAGAUGUUUGGCGAUAUGCAAACUUUGAUAAAAAAAAAUUUCUUCACGGCUGAAUGGGCCCGGAUGCCUUACAUCCACAUCAAGACUAGGGAAGACACAAGCCGUUGCAAUAUAACAGGCUCUGCAUUGUUCCGGCCCGGUAUCAUCCUCCUUGCUGACUAUAGCAACCGAUGUGUGAAGACCUUAGACAUGACCACCGGCAAGGUGGUGGCCCGUCUGGCGCUGGACGGUACACCUUGGUACUUCUGCGUGCUACCUGGGGACAUGGUCGCCGUCACUCUACCUGGUCAAAGUUAUUCUAAGAUCCAGUUUAUCAACGCAGGGAACGGACUUAAAACUGAUAAAUGCGUUGAAGUGCCGGCAAUGUGUAGGGGAAUAGCUUACAAUAAUAAUAGGCUUUAUUUGGCAUUUUUUGACAAGUCUCCUCGAAUAGAAGUUACAACCUUGAAUGGAGAAAAAUUACAAACCAUUAACAGUACAACCGUUCAACAAGCAGUAUUUGAGUUUCCGCAUUAUGUAACAAUAACCGAUGACGAUUUCAGCACCAUUUACGUAUCAAACAGGUACAACCACACGGUGAUCAAGCUGAGUCUGCAGGGGGAACUGAUUCAAACAUUUUCGCACAAGAAACUGUGUUGUCCUCACGAUCUCGUGGACGUAGGAGGGAACCAGAUGAUCGUCUGUAGCUUUGGGAGCAACACCUUGAUGUUGAUUUCCGGGAGGGACGGAAGAAUGGAGACCAUACUGGAAGGACCCGAUGAAGAGUGGCAUCCACCAGCUGUUGCUUACUGUCCAACGCAGAAGAAGCUCCUCGUUGGGUUGAAUGAUAAUCAUGUGAAAGUUUACGAGCUGAUUUGA
Molecule: messenger RNA, 1533 nt
Organism: Mya arenaria
Lineage: Eukaryota; Metazoa; Mollusca; Bivalvia; Myida; Myidae
Exons: 2
Coding region: 1-1533 (510 amino acids)
Molecular function (GO): zinc ion binding
Source: RefSeq, a predicted model, not a curated record